Phyllotreta striolata is the source of this 3073-nucleotide messenger RNA. Lineage: Eukaryota; Metazoa; Arthropoda; Insecta; Coleoptera; Chrysomelidae. The record is from the annotation of a GenBank genome assembly.
ACAGUAUCGACACUUGUUGAAAGAAGAGAACGCGGAGAUUACAAAAACGGUAGUCAAAGCCUACAAGUCGCGGUCGAAGCAUUAAAUUCACCGACGGUGCGUCGGCUAAGUGUAUGAAUAAUGUUCAUAUGUUCAUUAAUUUGGGCCUAUCCAGGCCUGGAUGAUUGCUAGUGGUUUUUGGUGUAAUGCACGUGAACGGGACAGCAGGAAUUGACCAUUUGUUAAUUGCGCGUUAAAUUAGGCCAAAAAUGUACUCCAGAAUGGACGGCUCGAAAGCAUUCUCCAGAACCAACAGCAUCUGUCCUACGCCGGAAGAAAAGCUGCUGGAAUUGGUCCUGAGUAACGACACAGACGAAAUAGAAGCCACCGCUACUAAAAAAUUAUUGAACCACGUUUACACUGCAGACGGCAACAAAACGAUCCUCCUGAGAGCCUGCAUAGAAGAGCAAGUAGAAGCUGGAACUAUAGAGACAUUAAUCAAAUGCGGCGCAGAUGUUCGUUACGCGGACGACGAUAAAUGGGAAGCUUUGCACUUCGCUGCCAAGCGAACCGAUCCAGAGGUUCUAAAAGUCAUUAUCAACGGAUUAAAUGCGGCUAAUGUGAAUAUAAAUUCGGUACUGGCGAAUGGGAAUAAUGCAUUGCAUGUACUAAUACGGCACGGGAACGCGGAAUCCGAGGAAUUCGACGAUUGUGUAAAACUCCUGAUUAAAGAAGGAAUAAAUGUUAAUUUAGGAGACUUAAAAGGAAUAUCUCCUAUUUUUUGGGCAGCUAAAAAAGAUAAUAAAGCAGCUGUUAAAACUAUCCUAGAAUGGGGUUCGUCAGUGGACAUCGAUUCGCACAAACUCAGGAAUGAAUCAGCAAGAGACUUAAUAAUUAAGAAGAAUUUAUACAGUGGUAAAUUACCUAACAAAAACGAUAAUAACAACCGUUCCAACUCUAAAGACAUCAUCGACACGCUUUACAACUACAUUAAAAUACACGGUGAAAAGGAUUUUAAACGCUUCUUCGACGAAAAUUCUUGCGAAGUAAAUUUAUGCGAUGACGAACAAUCCGAAUGGACUCUACUGCAAUUAUCAGUCGAUAAAGGUUGCAAACAAAUCGUAGAAUAUUUAGUAGACAAGGGAGCGGACGUGACGAAAACCACCAAAAAAGAGCCCAGGACCCCUCUGGAAAUCGCCGCCGAGCACGGUUUCCACGAAAUAUUCGCCAUCCUACUAAAAAAAUACGACCCUAAUUCAAUCAUCCCCAAUUCCGUUUUGAUCAGUUUGGUCCAAUACUUCGACUGCGAACCGCACCCGGAGGCCGGCAUCGAUCGAAGGAAGUGCUGCGAGCUCCUCUUAGCCAAGAAUCGCGAAAAAUCCAUCGAACUGGACAUAAACGGCUCGGACUCGUCCGAUAAAAACGCGCCGUUACAUUACGCGGUGCGCUACGGUAACGCCAAAAUCGUCGAAGAUAUCCUCGGUUUGGGCGCUUCGUUGGGCUCCAAAAACCGCUGGGGCAUCAUGCCCGUGCAAAACAUCGAGCCCGAGCUGCUGAAGAAGCACCUGGACGAUUGCGUACAGUUCGACGUCAACGAUAAAAAAGAUAAAGAAGAGUUCGCUAUAACGUUUAAUUACCGCACAUUAAUUCCUCCUGGACUGGAGAAAGCUGGCAAAUCGGAUCCCGAAGCGGGCACUAACGAGCACCUGGUUCACGAGACCGAAGUAAUCGCCUACAUGAGCAAAGCUCCGGAGUUUAAGCACCUGCUGGCGCAUCCUCUAAUCGUGACGUUCCUCUUCAUGAAAUGGCACAGGAUCAGAUGGUUGUUUUACACUAAUCUAGCUUUUUACGUAGCUUUCUUCGCUUCUCUGGUAACGUACAUAUUUUGCUAUUUCGCUAACUUCGAUGAACCGACUUCGUUUGAGAAAUUCAUGCGGUAUUUAUCGUGGUCGGUGUUGUUGGUCACAUUCGUCGCGUUGGUGCUCAGGGAGUCCUUCCAGAUACUCGUGUUGUCCAUGAAGUACGUCAAAAACUUCGAAAAUUUGAUCGAAAUCGCUUUGAUAGGUUUAUCCGGAGCGAUACUGUUCGCCGAUUCGCCCAGCAUCGACGUACGCAAGCAGAUCUCUUCUGUGGCUAUUUUACUGGCGGCGUUGGAGUUGAUUUUGAUGGUAGGCCAGCAUCCCAAGCUCUCCACCAACGUGGUCAUGCUGAAGACGGUCAGUUACAAUUUCUUCAAAUUCCUGCUGUGGUAUUCGCUGCUAAUCUUCGCGUUCGCUAUGAGUUUCUACAUAUUGUUCGCCGAUAAGAGCGAUAAGGACAACAAAUUCGACGAUCCGGUUUUCAAGACAGUGGUGAUGCUGACGGGGGAGUUCGAAGCCAGCGACAUCGAGUUUAAAUUUCCCGUCGUCGGUAAGCUCGUGUUCGCGUCGUUUAUCUUCACUAUAGCCAUUAUUCUGGUGAAUUUGCUCAACGGUUUGGCCGUGAGCGAUACGCAGAUGAUCAAGCAGGACGCCGAGCUCAUCGGGCACAUCUCCAGGGCGCAGCACAUCCGGUACGUGGAGGUGUUGCUGCUGGGCGACAUCGUUCCUAGCAACUUCCUGGAUAAAAUUGGCGGGGUUUUCGGUUGUUGUUUCCCGUCGAUGAGCUGGAGUUGGUCGGUGUUCAAGUCGCUGGCUAGGAAAGUUUGUCUGUUCCCGCAUUUGUUCGAUAAUUACGAGAUAACGGUGUUGCCCAAUAGGGCGGGUCAAAUAAGGUACCUUAAAAAUCAAAAGAGGCAGAAAUGUUGUUUGGGCGGGUGCCAGAACAUUUACUUAGAUAAGGAAACGGUGCAGAAAAUCAACGAAAUCGUUCGGAAUAGAAAGGAACAAAGCAUAUCUGAUAGGAACAUAUCCGAUAGAGAGCUGAGAGAGUUGUUGGAACUUGCGUUGGAGAGACUUUAUAACAUAAAACCGAGUCAAAUAAACUAAUUAUUGUUUUUCAGUAUUAAUUGUUUAAAAAUAAAUAAUAAAAAUAAUAAAAAUCGAAAUGCCUAUAUUAGUUUACUGUAUGAGUUUGAAUGAAAUUAUUUAAUUUUAAUAAAUAGAAAGUUAUUUAA